ACGUGCUGUCACGUUUUGUUUGCGCGCGCGAACCCGUGUCCCGUCGGACGAUACGCUCGAAUAUCAACGGUGACAUUGCAUCAGUGCUCCGAUCACAUAAGAUCAGUGCGUACGGCGUCGAUUUUAAACACGUCGGCGAUCCCUCGACGAACCGAACCGGCUCACGCGCGGUUAAAUUCGGAAGAGUAACAACGCGGCAGAAGACACGGGAGCAGAGAGAGACUCUGGGCAACCGUGAGUUCGGUAUUAUACGCGAACCCGUGAUCGUCCGUUCUUCGUUCUUCUAUUUCUCGUUCUCUCCUUCGCUCUUCUCCUUCACUCUCUGUUCAUUUCACCGCUAUCUCUUUCUUCGAUUCCUUCUCCCUGUCGUUCCCCUUCCCUUCUUUUCUUCGUUCGUCUUUCGUACGCUCCCUCCGGUAAUAUUCUCUCUCCCUUGAACGGCUCGUUCUGUCUCCGUCUCCUUCGCUCCGCCGUCGUCUCGUGGGGUCAGUGGCUGCUCGAUCGGAUCCUGAGCAGGAAGACACACCGGAGGAGGAGGACGAUCUCCCUCGUCGCGAGACUCGGAGCCACACACGCGCGCCACGCACGCAGCCACGCACCUCGAAACGGAGCGGACGAAAAAAAAAAAAUACAAAAAUACGUUUCUUAUCCCUCACGAAAGGGUUUCCCUUGACCCGGUGGAAACUGCACCAGUGAGACCCGUAAACCCGUAAACCGUAACUCUUGCCCGGGACGUUCGAAAGAGCCGCGGGGAAAGGUGGAUUUUUCUCGCUGACGACGUGACAUCUACGGUCGGGGCCAGCCGCCGAAAAAUCGUCGACAGAUCGACGAAAACGCCUUUCGUCUCGACGUUGUACCCUCGACGCGUGUGUGUGCGCGUGUGUGUGUGAGCUCGCGCGCGCGUACGUGUGCGUGUGUGCGGUGAUCGACGUGUGAGACUCCCGUAUCACGUACGCUCUUCCAGUGCAGGAAACUCGUGCUCGUUAUCUGGCCACUUUUCUCGUGUCUCGUUUUUCUGUUCCUUUCCACUCCAUCUUUCUUCCUCUCGCUAGCGCUGUUCGCGUAUCUUCUCUGUCUCGGUUCCGCCACCUCUCUUGCCGCGUUUAACUCUUGCCGCUCCUCGCGACGACUAUUAUUUUUGUUCGCGCCGAUCGACAAAAAAAAAGAAAAAGAAAGGACCCACGCGAGUGAUUACGGGGGAAGGAGAGAAAACUUUCGUGGAAACGGGAUCGACGAUUUGAAGUCUGUGUUUUUGUUUACUUAGAAGGCGGACUGCCCACGCGACUCCGGAACGUCGAAGAGGAGGUGAAAAACAUCCCGUUCGAGGAAUACGCCGGUUGUUGACGUUUUUACACGAGAGGUUAGCCACAAGAAUUUAACAUAGACGAAUCCACAGCUAAUUUUUAAAGAAAUUUCACGACACAGAUCGUCAAAUCGUUCAGGAGCCAUGGCCUUCGAUUCUACGGAAAACAAAAUUCUAUGCUCUGUUUGAAAUCCCGAGCAACUGCCCGAGGGACAAGGUAGAAUUAGUUCCUCGAACUCUUUGCUCGUCUUUAAAAGUUCGUCGAGUGGUGAAUAAAGAACACGAAGAGGAACGUCGAGGACAGGGAUCGACGAGUAAGCGGAAAGCAAGGAUCUCUUCAACUACUGUCGCCCUGGAAUAAGAAUGGACAAUGAAGGAGCGCAGCGCGAGCUGGUAGUAGACGAGCGGUCGUCCUCUCGAUUGGUGCCACGACAAUCGUCGACAGGAUCCUGCAACGUUCGAUCAUUCACCCUGCAGGUGUUGCGCACGGCAGGCACGAGGUCGACAGGUGCAAUAAUCGGGGGUGACCCGGUUGCUGCCGCCGGGGCGGCGAUGCGACGAUGAGCUCGCCGAGGAUACUGCUAUCCCUCUACACCCGACCAGAGCCCCGAGUAGUAGCAAGGCCGGGUCGCCUCGCAAGCUGUCGCAAGGUCGAGUACAGAGGAGCGGAAGCCGGUUCAAGGCCGAAAUUAUUCGCCUGGCCAUGGACCUCGAGGUGAGGAACGGAACCGGCGGGAACGACGACGAGGAAUACACGAAUAUUUACUACAUCAAUGGCGAUCGCAGGGAGUCGGCCAUGUAUAAAACGGAUGAGGUCACGGAUAUGGAGCUUAAGGAACUCUUUAGAAAUGCUGCAGAGGCUGGCCCUCUGGACAUCGUGAAGCUUCGCAAGGGGGACAAGCUCUUGAACAUUUCAACUAAUUUGCCGGAGAAUACCCCGGACGCACCUUAUGUUCUUCAGAUCGUCGGAGCGCAUCCGGCCUCGUCGAGGGUGACCCAGGCGGAAGUGCUGUGGGCUCUCGAGAGACGCGUGACGGCCUUGGAACGGCAACUUCGGGAGCAGCAAGAAGCUCUGUACGCGUCACCAUCCUUCGCUCUUCGUGAACUCAAGCGGCAGGUCGAUAGUUUCAAGAACAAGUUGGAACAGAACGACCAGCUGAAUUGGCUGAGUUUCUACAAACAUCUUUCGGAGCCCAUCUUCGCGGAUUCUUGCUGCAAAUUGCAGUAUCGUCGGAUGAGCGACAGCAUGAAGCGGAAGGUGCGGGAAAAGUUCCUCAAUAUCUGCGAAGUAUCAGUGUCAUCGAGCGUUUUGGAGUGGCUGCGCUCACCAUCUUUCGACGCCCGACAGUGGGAGGACGAAGAGCUGUUGCUGCUGUUACAGACAAUGUUCAUCGAGCUCGACCUACCUCAAAAGUUUAACAUUCCUUUACCAACCCUGAGGAACUUCCUCUACGAAGUUUACAACAACUAUAACGAAGUGCCAUUUCAUAAUUUCAGGCACUGCUUCUGCGUGGCGCAAAUGAUGUACGCGAUAAUCUGGGCAGCGAAUCUUCCGUCGCGGAUCGGCGACCUCGAGGUUUUUAUACUGAUCGUCUCCUGCAUCUGCCACGAUCUAGAUCAUCCGGGAUAUAACAAUAUUUAUCAAAUAAACGCUCGUACCGAGUUGGCCCUGCGUUACAACGAUAUCUCGCCCCUGGAGAACCACCAUUGCUCCGUGGCGUUUCGCAUCCUGGAAGCGCCUGAAUGCAACAUACUGGUGUCUCUGGAUAACGCGACCUAUCGAAUAGUGCGCGAGGAGAUCAUCAGAUGCAUCCUCGCGACGGAUAUGGCCAGGCACAACGAGAUCCUCGGGAAAUUCACCGAUAUCAUCCCGGAGUUCGAUUAUUCCAACAAAUCCCAUAUCAAUUCAUUAUCAAUGAUCCUCAUCAAAGUGGCGGAUAUUAGUAACGAGGCCCGACCGAUGGAAGUCGCGGAACCGUGGCUGGAUAGGUUGCUUCAAGAAUUUUUUAAGCAGAGCGACAUGGAGAAGCUCGAGGGACUUCCUGUGACGCCAUUCAUGGAUCGCGAUAAAGUGACCAAACCGUCGUCCCAGGUCAGCUUCAUCGGUCUAGUUUUGAUUCCUCUUUUCGAGGCCCUCGGGGAGCUGCUUCCUGAGCUGCAAAGUCUGAUAGUCCAGCCAGUGAGGGAAGCGUUAGAGUACUAUCGUAGAUUGAACGAGGCUGCAAAAGACGAGCGCCACCAUAGAAAAAGCUUGGCGGACCUGGGGGAAUCGACGCCGUUGACGACGACGCCUGGCGGUAUCGGUUCGUCGACGGUGGUGAAGUCCACCUCGUCGCACAGCAUGCGCUCGAAACGUUCCGCCGGUACGAUCCACUCGAGAUCGCGGUCCACCGACGAGGAUAUCACGGAGAACUUGACGGCGGAGGACGCGGAGAACCUGGAGAGCUCCGACCCGGAGACAGCCACGGAGGUGGAGGUCAGCGAGAAGGCGUUGAAGUUCAAGAUCUCUACGGAGGGUUCGUUGGUCGGGCCGCCAUCAGGUAGGAAAAGCUACCCGGGUAGCCGGAAGGGUAGUCGAGAGAAGUCUUCUUUGGAUUAUCAUAAUCACGACCUGGCCAGGGCUGUCAGGGAGCACGAAAGAAGACGAAGCAAAGGAGAGAAUUUCGGGAGCGAUCUGAACUCGCCGGUCAGCGCUAGGUCGGCGGAGGGAACGAGGAUCCUGGAGGAGCUGGAGAAGGACGACACGGUACUCUCGGAGAAGAGGUUGGUCGAGGGUAACGGUAACCUGGUGGUCGAGACGCAGCAGAGGAACAACCUGAAGAGGACGGGUAGCUUGGCGGAGAACGAUCAGGAGGUCAGGUCUAGUCGUAAGGAGGUACAGAGGGAAUCUAUCGGUCUUCGUUGUUGCUGCGACGACAAAGGUGGAUCCAACAAUCACAAGUCCCUGUUCUCACGACUCCGGAACUUCACCGAUCGUCUGAACAUCAGCUUCGACUCGAAGGACUCCCCGUCGCCCAAGCUGACCAAGCACGUGACGAAGACGCUGAACAAGAGCAACUCGGUGAGCAACGCGUCGUCGCCGACCACAUCGUCCAGGCACAACAACGCGUCCCUGCCGGUCUGCAAGCGGUGCAACCUCGCGAAACCCGCGGCCAGAGAGGGCAAGGCCAUCGCGACGGUGGUGGAGCUGUCCUCGGUGGACAAGAGAGCCACCACGCUGCCCAAGGUGAGGAAAUCGGCCGACUGCAAGAACAAAAGCUGGCGGACGGUGUUCGCCAAGGAGAAGAGCUCGUCCACCUCGCUGGAGACCCUGCCGGGCGCGAUGUCGGAGGCCUCGUUGACGGAGCACCGACGGAACUUCUCGAACCCCGAGGGUAAAUCGCAGAGCCUGAAGGAGGUGGAGCAGAAGAACCUGGACAUCGAGUUCGGCGAGAUAAACGUGCCAGCGGGCAAACAGAAACAGCCGGAGAUCGUCGUGGAGACCCAGCACGUGUCCAGGGAGGACGUCCAGGAGGACGUUGGUAAGAUCGAGAUCAGAAGGAGCUCGGCGAGCAUGGAGGACAUCUCGAAGAUGACCAAGCAGACCGAGAGCGUGAUGCUCGGUUCGUUGGAGCCAAAGAAAGCCGAGGAACGGCCCCAUGCCGGCAGCCUCGACUCGAUGCUGUGCAAGGACUCGACCAAGUCCAGGAAGAAGCCGUUGUUCUCGUCGCCGGCCACCUCCAAGAAGUCGUCGCCCGGGCUGCUGUCGCGAUUCAAGUCCGGGAUGAGCGUCGACAGCACCAGGAGCAACAGCAACAGCGACUCGUUGCACGAUCAGAACUCCCAGUCGCCGAGCGGUUGGAUAUCCUCGCUGACGGCGAGCUUCCGGCCGAAGAGGCAGGUCCUGGAGGCUCAGGCUCCCCCGUCGUCCCAUCCCCCGCGUUCACCGAGUCGGGAGGAGAUCAAGUGAUACGGCCUGGUGGUCGAGGACUCUUCCGAGAAACAGUUGUCGGGCCUGCACAGGUGGCUGGCUGAGAAUUUCUUUUGUUGCAGCGGUUGAACGCGAACGUUUCGUUUCGUUAGCGGAGGGAGAGGGUCGAUGAUCGGAGGAGGCGGACGGAGCCAAAGAUCGUUGACGAGG
Molecule: messenger RNA, 5423 nt
Organism: Colletes gigas
Lineage: Eukaryota; Metazoa; Arthropoda; Insecta; Hymenoptera; Colletidae
Gene: Pde9
Product: cAMP-specific 3',5'-cyclic phosphodiesterase 4D
Exons: 12
Coding region: 2007-5252 (1081 amino acids)
Biological process (GO): cGMP catabolic process
Molecular function (GO): 3',5'-cyclic-GMP phosphodiesterase activity
Source: RefSeq, a predicted model, not a curated record